Messenger RNA from Mus pahari (shrew mouse), 5237 nucleotides. RefSeq names its product RAS guanyl releasing protein 1 (gene Rasgrp1). Gene Ontology annotation, molecular function: calcium ion binding; guanyl-nucleotide exchange factor activity. Gene Ontology annotation, biological process: Ras protein signal transduction; positive regulation of GTPase activity. Bases 53 to 2686 code for a protein of 877 amino acids. The record is from RefSeq and is a predicted model, not a curated record. Gene Ontology annotation, cellular component: plasma membrane. NCBI's taxonomy places the organism in Eukaryota, Metazoa, Chordata, Mammalia, Rodentia, Muridae. The transcript has 17 exons.
GGGGGCAGGAUUCGAAGAAGAACUAAGGGCGCCCCACGUUUCCUCCAGCCUGAUGAUAACAUCAACGCCUGUCAGGUGGUUGGUGCUAGAGAGUGUGCGCGCGCGCGGGAGCGAGCGUAGGGAGCGCGCUCGCACAAACUUUGUGCCUGCGGGUGCGCCUGGGUCGGCUCGCCGGGCUCCGAGAGUGGCCGGCUCCGGGCUGCGAGGGCCGGCGGCGGCCGAGGGAUGCGCGGCGCCCGGCCGAGCCGAUCCCACCGCUCCAGGUGAGACGGCUCCAGGGUCGCAGAGAGCCGCGGCCAUGGGAACCCUGGGCAAGGCGAGAGAGGCUCCGCGGAAACCUUGCCAUGGCUCCAGAGCUGGCCCCAAAGCAAGACUAGAGGCCAAAUCAACCAACAGCCCUCUUCCUGCCCAGCCCAGCUUGGCCCAGAUCACCCAGUUCCGAAUGAUGGUGUCCCUGGGACAUUUGGCCAAAGGAGCCAGCCUGGAUGAUCUUAUUGACAGCUGCAUUCAAUCUUUUGAUGCGGAUGGAAACCUGUAUCGAAAUAACCAACUGUUACAGGUCAUGCUAACCAUGCACCGACUCAUCAUCUCCUCAGCCGAGCUGCUACAAAAAGUCAUGAAUCUAUAUAAGGAUGCCCUGGAAAAGAAUUCUCCAGGAGUUUGCCUGAAGAUCUGCUAUUUUGUCAGGUAUUGGAUAACAGAAUUCUGGAUCAUGUUCAAGAUGGAUGCCAGCUUGACCAGCACCAUGGAAGAGUUCCAAGACCUGGUGAAAGCCAAUGGUGAGGAGACCCACUGUCACCUCAUCGACACGACGCAAAUUAAUUCUCGAGACUGGUCCAGAAAACUGACUCAGAGGAUAAAAUCAAAUACCAGCAAGAAGCGCAAAGUGUCCCUGCUGUUUGACCAUCUGGAACCUGAAGAACUGUCUGAACACCUCACCUACCUUGAGUUCAAGUCCUUCCGAAGGAUAUCUUUCUCUGAUUAUCAAAAUUACCUUGUAAAUAGCUGCGUAAAAGAGAACCCCACCAUGGAGAGGUCCAUUGCCCUGUGCAAUGGCAUCUCCCAGUGGGUACAACUGAUGGUUCUCAGCCGUCCCACCCCGCAGCUCCGGGCAGAGGUCUUCAUCAAGUUCAUCCAUGUGGCUCAGAAGCUCCACCAGCUACAGAACUUCAACACACUGAUGGCUGUGAUCGGGGGACUGUGUCACAGCUCCAUCUCCAGGCUCAAGGAGACAAGUUCACAUGUCCCACAUGAGAUCAAUAAGGUUCUGGGUGAGAUGACUGAACUGCUGUCCUCCUGCAGAAACUAUGACAACUACAGGCGAGCCUAUGGGGAGUGCACACACUUCAAAAUCCCCAUACUGGGCGUGCACCUCAAGGAUCUCAUAUCCCUAUAUGAAGCCAUGCCCGACUAUCUGGAAGAUGGGAAGGUGAAUGUCCAAAAGCUCCUGGCCCUUUACAAUCAUAUCAAUGAAUUGGUCCAGCUGCAGGAGGUGGCCCCACCAUUGGAUGCCAACAAGGACUUGGUGCAUCUGCUGACGCUAUCCCUGGAUCUAUACUACACAGAAGAUGAAAUCUAUGAGCUUUCCUAUGCCCGUGAGCCAAGGAACCACAGAGCUCCGCCACUGACACCUUCGAAGCCACCGGUUGUAGUGGACUGGGCCUCUGGAGUGUCUCCCAAACCUGACCCGAAGACCAUCAGCAAACACGUCCAAAGGAUGGUGGAUUCUGUCUUUAAGAACUAUGAUCUCGACCAGGAUGGAUAUAUCUCUCAGGAGGAGUUUGAGAAGAUCGCUGCAAGCUUUCCAUUUUCCUUCUGUGUGAUGGACAAAGAUAGGGAAGGGCUCAUCAGCAGAGAUGAGAUCACGGCCUACUUCAUGAGAGCCAGCUCCAUCUAUUCCAAGCUGGGCCUGGGCUUCCCACACAACUUUCAAGAGACCACUUACCUGAAGCCCACCUUCUGCGACAACUGUGCUGGCUUUCUCUGGGGCGUGAUCAAGCAAGGCUAUCGAUGUAAAGACUGCGGGAUGAACUGCCACAAACAGUGCAAAGACCUGGUGGUGUUCGAGUGCAAGAAACGAACCAAGAGCCCAGCAAUAUCCACAGAGAACAUCAGCUCUGUGGUACCCAUGUCUACCCUUUGUCCACUGGGAACCAAAGAUCUGCUCCAUGCACCCGAAGAAGGAUCUUUUAUUUUCCAAAACGGAGAGGUCGUGGACCACAGUGAGGAGAGCAAGGAUCGGACCAUCAUGCUCCUUGGGGUGUCCUCCCAGAAAAUUUCAGUUCGGCUGAAGAGGACUGUUGCCCACAAGAGCACCCAGACAGAAUUGUUCCCGUGGGCUGGUGGCGAGACACCCCCUGGUCACUUUGUGCUGUCUUCUCCAAGGAAGUCAGCACAGGGCGCGCUUUAUGUGCACAGUCCAGCAUCUCCAUGCCCCAGCCCAGCACUGGUCCGAAAGCGGGCAUUCGUCAAGUGGGAGAACAAAGAGUCCCUUAUAAAACCAAAGCCAGAGCUUCACCUCAGACUCCGGACCUACCAAGAACUGGAACAGGAAAUAAAUACCCUGAAAGCAGAUAACGAUGCUCUGAAGAUCCAACUGAAGUACGCACAGAAGAAAAUAGAAUCCUUGCAGCUUGGGAAAAGCAAUCAUGUCUUAGCCCAGAUGGACCAUGGUGACUGUGCUUAAUCCAGAAUUUCAAGGAACAGAAUCUGCAGAAGGGUAUACUGGGAUCUCACUUCAAAACCGAUUGCAGACAUUCAGCACCUUUAGAUUGACUGGCUUUAAAAGGGUACAGCUGGCCACUGUUGUUGACAUCCUUGGUUUUAACCUAAACGGUCUUUAAUGUGAGUCAUUGGUUUUCAGUCAGUUGACUCAAAGGGAAGAAAAGCUCAAGUAUGUAAAGCCUUGAGCAUUCCUAUUCUAACCUUUCUUUACUGAAACCAAUACCAAACGUGGGCUAAAAUAAGUCUAUAGUUUCCUGAGGGUGUCCCAGGCAGCCUGCUUUAUUGAUUCAUACUUAGAUAAAGAGUCCCUGGUGAAUCAAUGUGCUGCCUUCCGCAAAUUGAGUUAUUGUUCUACCCAAACCCUGCUCAUAAUGGAAACAAUACCCUAAAAGUGGUGAUUUUGACAUGCCUGCAUUGUUUGUGAAACUGAUCCCUACUGUGUUCACUACCUCAGACCUCAUCAAGAGCCUCUUUCCCCACUGCCCUUCAUUCGCCCCCUCCUUCCUCCCUUGCUUAUAGGCACAUCAGCACAUCUACCUAGAAGUGAACUCCUAGCGAUGUAGCGAUGGUUUUAAAUCCAGAGCUUCUUAAUUGAACUUGACAUUGUCUAAUUGCAGGCCAACUUAUAGCUCUAGGUCUUAGUCAUUAUAAAAUACAAAAUAAAACUCACUCACUACCCGCAAACAGCAAUUACCAUGUCAUACACACAGCUAAAUAGCUAAGUCAAACCACAAUAACAUGUUUAUCCAGAUAGUCUUUCUAUAGUGGGUAGAAUUAAGAAUUUGUGACUUUUUAAAAGAAAUGGUCUGUGAACAGUGUUUAAUUCUUCAUGUUCUAGUCUCUCUCUCACACACUCUCUCUCAAGUAAUCUAUCAUAAGGUUCUCUUUUGAACUGAAUUUGUGCUUAAGUUGUCUUCACUUUUAUUAUCUACAAAUAAGCUAAUUGGUAUGACGGCUUUCACAGCUGGCAGCAGUUACAUGUGUGUGGAAUGUAUGUAUAUAUAGUAUCAGACAUGCAUGUAGCUUGGACUUUCUCCCUUAGAAAAUGCAGACGUGAAUCAAACACCUUUUAAUCACACAAAUUUGCAAGUAUAGUUCUGCUCAUUAUAAGGCAAACUGCUAACAAUGUAAAUUGUUCUGCUUAGCAAAACCGUGAGUAACAGUGUCCAAGUAUUCUUUCGUGGAGGUUAAAAUCAGUGGGUUUGUCUUGUUGCCUGUGAAGCAAUUCACAAACUCUUGUCAGCUUCCUUUUAGCUUUCAAAAACAUCUCAUCUGAUUCUGUCCCUUUGGGGAGACUUUGUUUCCACACUAGGAAGGUCUGGCACCACACUAACUUGUAAUUUAAUAUGCAGGACAAGCAAUUUGAGAGUAUCAUCUAACUAAAUAAGUUCCAGACCUAGCUGGGCAAUGGGAGCACACGCCUUUAAUCCCAGCACUCAGUGGGUAGAGGCAGGCAGAUCUCUGUGAGUUUGAGGCCAGCCUGGUCUACAGAAUGAGUUCCAGAACAGCGAGGGAUACACUGAGAAACCCUGUCUGGAAAAAUCAAAGGGAAAAGUGUUUAAAAGUUUCAACCCUACAACCAAGAGCACCAAGUCUACAGAGGAAUAUGAACAGCACACGGUGCUGCCCCCUAAAGGACUCAAAUCAUUUAAGAUAUUCCUUUGAUGAAAGACCACUGCCUGUUUGCACACCUCUUUGGAGCAUUUCAGUGACAAAGAGCUGGCUGGUGGUGAAUGUCUCUCUAAACGUUAAUGAACUGCUUUACAUACAAAUUUAUCCUUCUACAUCCAAACUCAGAAAUUCGCAAAGCAUACCACCUGGUACAUGCACAGGUGUAUAUUAUAUGGAAAAUUUUAUGGAGUGAUAUGACUAAUGAAAGACCCCAAAAUUUGUAUUUUCACUAUGUUUUCCUGUUAUGCACUAGUACAAGUGUAGAGCUUAAUUUUUUAGACAAUGUCUUUUUCUUAUUUCUCUUCCCCAAUAGAUCUCCCAGUGAGAUUUUGUGUAAAUAAUCUGUAAUAUAGGAAUUCAGAGGGCCUCAGUCAUUUGUCACAGCUAGAUGACCUUACAGACAGAAGAAUGGACAGGAAAGACAGUGGGAGACAGUAGUUUUCCUCACAAAUUCUUACAUUCCAGCCAAGACAAAGGAUGUGUGGAGUCGGAGUUGGUACUGUUCCUACAGAAUAGUAGGAGCAGGUGGGAUCUCCUGAUACAAUCUGGAGCAAAGUUUGGCUUAUCACACCAGGUUUUGUUUACCAGGCUGACUUGAAAUGUCUGGGCAGAUGGGUGUCUGCCAAAGCAAGGACUGAUCCUGUCUGUGAACAACAAUGCCUCUGCUCUUCUUCCCUGUGGAGUAACUCACCCCUUUAUUGACCACUUGUGAAACUGUCUAAAGAUGUAUACUGUAAAAGCUUCGAAAGAACUGUACAAACUGUAAGAUAUUUUAUACCUAUUUUAUGUUUUCUGUGUCUCAUAUUUAUAUCAUAAAAGACAUUGGAUCCCUAUAACUUCAA